Hibiscus syriacus is the source of this 3465-nucleotide messenger RNA. Its product is annotated as autophagy-related protein 18h-like. Gene Ontology annotation, molecular function: protein binding. Gene Ontology annotation, biological process: autophagy; response to starvation. NCBI's taxonomy places the organism in Eukaryota, Viridiplantae, Streptophyta, Magnoliopsida, Malvales, Malvaceae. The record is from RefSeq and is a predicted model, not a curated record. Gene Ontology annotation, cellular component: cytoplasm.
GUCUCAUCCUUCCCAUCCCUUCCUCUCUGUUAAGAAAGGUCAAACCCAACCACCGCGCAAAAGAAAGAAAGAAAGAAAGGUUCCAUUAACGGUGAUCCUCUGACAUUGAAGCGCUGCCGUUUUGUUAUUUUUUUUACCUCUUAUGCUAUUGCCGAUCGCUUCUUUCUGUCCCGGUAACGCCCCGGUGGCCGGAAAAGGAAAUUGGGUUCUUUUUUUACUAUGAAGAGAAACGCCAACAUCGGAAACAAUAAAGGCUCAAAUAUUAAUAAUGAUAAUCUUUUUCCAAAUUCUUUGAAAUUCAUUUCUUCCUGCCUGAAAACAGCCUCUUCCGGUGUCCGGUCUGCUAGUGCUUCCGUCGCCGCUUCUAUUGCUGGAGACUCUCAUGAACAUCCAAAAGAACAGGUGCUAUGGGCUUCCUUUGACAGACUAGAGCUUGGUCCCAUAUCUUUUAAAAGGGUUCUCUUACUUGGAUACUCCAAUGGCUUUCAAGUUCUUGACGUCGAAGAUGCCUCCAAUGUCAGUGAACUUGUUUCAAGGCGUGAUGACCCAGUUACAUUUUUACAAAUGCAGACACUCCCUGAAAUGUCUGAGGGACAUGAAGGAUUUAGAGCAUCACAUCCUUUACUUCUGGUUGUUGCCUGCGAUGAGUCAAAGGUCUCAGGGUUGACGCUUACCGGAAGAGACGGAUUGGCUAGAGAUGGUUUUGAGGAGCCUAAAAAUGCAAAUGUGCUCUCUCCUACUACUGUUCGAUUCUAUUCGCUAAGGUCUCAUAAUUAUGUUCAUGUAUUGAGAUUCCGGUCAACUGUGUAUAUGGUUAGAUGCAGUCCUCGUAUAGUUGCUGUGGGGCUUGCAACACAAAUAUACUGCUUCGAUGCUCUCACUCUUGAAAAUAAAUUUAGUGUCCUCACCUAUCCUGUCCCUCAAGCAGGAGGCCAAGGGUUUGGGAUUAAUAUUGGAUAUGGUCCCAUUGCAGUGGGUCCCAGGUGGUUUGCUUAUGCUUCAAACAAUCUAUUGCAGUCAAAUACAAAUCGCUUGAGUCCACAGAACCUGACUCCAUCACCUGGUGUUAGCCCAUCAACUUCUCCCAGUAGUGGGAGUCUUGUGGCUCGAUAUGCCAUGGAAUCUAGUAAGCAAUUAGCUGCUGGGUUAAUCAAUCUGGGCGACAUGGGCUACAAAACUUUGUCAAAAUACUAUCAAGAUUUUAUUCCUGACGGUUCUGGCUCUCCCAUUUCUUCAAAUUCAGGCCGGAAAGUUGGUCGGGGUGCAUUACAUUCUGCAGACACUGAUAUUGCUGGGACGGUAGUUGUCAAAGAUUUUGUUUCCAGGGCAGUUGUAUCACAGUUCAGGGCCCAUACUAGUCCAAUUUCCGCUCUAUGCUUUGAUCCAAGUGGGACUCUCCUAGUUACAGCAUCAAUACAUGGGAACAAUAUAAAUAUUUUUCGGAUCAUGCCAUCCUCAACAAAAAAUGGAUCUGGCACUCAAAGCUAUGAUUGGAGUUCUUCACAUGUGCACCUUUAUAAGCUCCAUCGUGGCAUGACAUCAGCUGUGAUACAAGAUAUUUGCUUUAGUGCUUUCAGUCAGUGGAUUGCCAUUGUUUCAUCUAGGGGUACUUGCCAUGUUUUUGUUCUUUCACCAUUUGGUGGUGAGACUGUACUCCAAAUCAGGAAUUCUCAUGUUGAUGGGCCUAUCUUAUCACCAGUUGUAUCUUUCCCUUGGUGGUCCACUCCGUCUUUCUUUGUAAACUAUCAAACAUUUCCUUUGCCUGCACCACCAACUGUUACCCUCUCUGUAGUUAGCAGAAUAAAAAAUGUUAACUCUGGAUGGCUUAAUACGGUUACCAAUGCUGCAUCAUCUGCUGCUGGAAAGACCUCCUUCCCUUCUGGUGCUUUAUCUGCUGUUUUUCAUAACUCUUUACCUAAUGAUUUGCAACGAGGUCAAGUGAAAGCUAAUGUUUUGGAGCACCUAUUAGUUUACACUCCGUCUGGCCAUGUUGUCCAACAUAAGCUACUGCCUUCAUUUGGGGGAGAGGCAGGUGAAAAUGCUUCGAGAAUUGGAUCAGGUUCUGCUCUCCAGAUACAAGAAGAGGGCUUGUGGGUAAAAGUUGAAGCUAUGCAAGCAUGGGAUGUAUGCAGAAGAACAGAUUGGCCAGAAAGGGAGGAAUGCCUUUCUGGAAUGACUCAUGGGAGAAAAGAAGCAUUAGAGAUGUCUAUGGAUGGUUCUGAUUCUGAAGAUAAUUAUGCCGGGGAAAAGUACAUGUCAAAGCCCCAAGACCAAGCACACUUGUAUCUUUCCAAUGCAGAAGUGCAAAUUAGCUCUGGAAGGAUACCAAUCUGGCAGAAUUCAAAGGUAUCAUUCUAUACAAUGAGUCCUGUGGGGUUCGAUGAGACUAAGCUCACUGCUGGUCAGUCUGGUGGAGAAAUUGAAAUAGAACGGAUGCCUGCUCAUGUGGUUGAAAUUCGACGGAGGGAUUUAUUGCCUAUUUUUGAGCAUUUUCACAGGAUUCAUCCUGAUUGGAAUGACAGGGGCUUUGCUGCAGCAAGUUAUCCAAUGUCUUCUCAUGAUGCUAAAGAAAGAUUCUCUGAAGUCACUGUUAUUUCUCACUCUAAGUUGAUGUCACCUAGCCCGAUCGAAAAUUCAGAUACUGGGUCAUCAAGAAAUUCUUAUCCUCCUAGUCUUCAAUCUGAGAACGGUAGUAGUGGGUUAAAAGGACAGAGUUCUAUUUUGGUAUCACAUAUGCUUAACCAGAGCACUCUUAACAAAGAUGCUGGUUCAGUUUCUAUUAAUCAAUCUAAAAUGGGUGUUCGUCACAUCGAGGAUAAAUCUACUAAUAGUCCAUCAUUAACAAGUCUAUCUGGUGGAAGAAACAGAGGUGGAAGCAGUGAUAUUCUGAACACAAGUUCUAACCGAUCAGAUUUGAGUAUGAACAUUUUAGACGAGGGGCCAUUGAAUGAAUCACCAGAUUUCGAGCACUUUUUUCAAGAAGAGUAUUGUGAAGUAUUGCCCUUAAGUGCAUGUCGGGAGCCAACCGAGGUUGUUAUUGACGUUGACAGCAACAGCAGCCCUUGUGAGAGAGGAAAACCAGAGGAAGAAUGCGACAACGAUGAUAUGCUUGGUGGCGUUUUUGCCUUCUCCGAGGAAGGUUGAGUUGUAUCUCGUGUUCCUUUUUCUGAUGUGCAUGCUAUAUUUAUAUCGUCAACGUCGGUCUCUUUCAUCGAAACGCCAGCCUAAUCGGGCGGAGGCCGGCAAACUAAUUGAAAGUGUGGUUUGGUGAUUUAAGAAGCUACCGACUGAUUGAUUCAAGUAAUAUAAAGACUGGCUCAUUGUGCCACUAGGCCAAAUCUCUGGAUUCCACCCUCUUAAUGUGUACAUGUUGUAAAUUGAAAAUCUCCUAAAUGCAAAUUUGUGAGUAAAUGUUCUAUCUGUGUUGUGUAAACAUUAUUCAUUCUUCAAAGAAAAAGAAAAUGU